UGUCACCAGGUGCAGAUCUGGGUGGUCUGAUGGACCUGGAGUCUUUGUACCGUGGUGUGCAGCAAAGCAUUAACAACACACGUGCUUCAAGAGUGCGCCGGCAGAGUCUGGACAGAGCCUACAACAUUGAAGUGCUGCUGGGAGUCGACGACUCUGUGGUCCAGUUUCAUGGGAAGGAGCAUGUCCAAAAGUACCUGCUGACACUCAUGAAUAUUGUGAACGAGAUCUACCAUGACGAUUCCUUGGGAGCAAAAAUCAAUGUUGUGCUGGUGCGGAUAAUCAUGCUGGGCUAUGGCAAGUCUAUGAGCCUGAUUGAACUUGGGAACCCAUCUCAGAGUCUGGAGAAUGUGUGUCGCUGGGCCUUUCUGCAGCAGAAACAAGACACAGGGGAUGCGGAGUAUCACGAUCACGCCAUUUUCCUCACACGCCAAGAGUUCGGCCCAACGGGCAUGCAGGGUUAUGCUCCAGUGACGGGGAUGUGCCAUCCUGUAAGAAGCUGCACUCUGAACCACGAGGAUGGGUUUUCUUCAGCCUUUGUUGUGGCUCAUGAAACCGGGCAUGUGCUUGGAAUGGAGCAUGACGGUCAGGGAAACCGCUGCGGAGAUGAGGUGCCCAUGGGCAGCAUCAUGGCUCCUCUGGUGCAAGCUGCCUUCCACAAAUUUCAGUGGUCUAGAUGUAGCAUGCAGGAGCUGGGACGCUUCCUUCAUUCCUAUGACUGUCUCCGGGACGACCCAUUUGACCACAACUGGCCAUCGCUCCCUCAACUUCCUGGUUUGCACUACUCCAUGAAUGAACAGUGCCGCUUUGACUUUGGUGUGGGCUACACCAUGUGCAUCGCGCAGCUACAAAAGGCGGGCCGGUCAGGAUCGCAGUACCGUACAUACGACCCCUGCCAGCAGCUGUGGUGCAGUCAUCCAGACAAUCCGUUCUUCUGCAAGACCAAGAAAGGGCCCCCCAUUGAUGGCACCAUGUGUGGGAAUGGAAAGCACUGCUUUAAAGGUCACUGCAUCUGGUUGACUCCUGACAUCAUGAAGCAAGACGGAAACUGGGGCUCGUGGAGCGAGUUUGGCCAGUGCUCACGCACCUGUGGAGGAGGAGUGCAAUUUCGCACCAGAAACUGUAACAAUCCCAGUCCAGCCAAUGGUGGCCGUACCUGUAGAGGGACCCCUUACCAGUUCCAGAUGUGUAACAACAAUGAGUGUGAGGACAUCUACAGUGAUCCGAGGGAGGAGCAGUGUCAGGCCUCGGAGUACAGCAGCAAGCACCACUGGCUGCCUUAUGAACACCCAGACCCUAAAAAACGCUGCCACCUGUAUUGCCAAUCAAAGGAAACCAGAGAUGUGGUCCUCAUGGAGAAACUGGUCCUGGAUGGCACACGCUGCUCGUACAAAGACCCUCACAAUGUGUGUGUGCGUGGAGAGUGUGAGAAGGUGGGCUGUGAUGGCGUGGUGGGCUCCUCGAAGCAGGAGGACAAGUGUGGAGUGUGUGGAGGUGACAACUCCAGCUGCGAAACCUUCAAAGACAUAAUCAUGCGGACUGCUAAAAAGCAAGGGUUCCUUAAAGUUCUUGAAAUCCCCAGAGGAGCAAGGCAUUUACUGAUUCAGGAGCUGAAUGCCACCUCACACACUAUUGCUGUUAAAAAUGUGGCAUCAGGACUGUUUUUCCUAAAUGGGGAAAAUGAAUACCCAGAGUCCCGCUCUGUUAUAGAGAAGGGUGUGAAAUGGGAGUAUGGGAUUGAUAACGACAAGGAAACCCUUCAGAGCACAGGGCCUCUCAGACAUGGGGUUCUAAUAAUGAUGAAAUUGCAUGGAGAUGAGGAUGUCAUUUUGUCCUAUAAAUACACGAUGAAUAUGGAUGGUGAUUCGACUAUUUACGACAACAUGCUGGUAGAAGACAGUGCCUACGAAUGGGCUCCGAAAAAGUGGUCCUAUUGCUCCAAAGCUUGUGGUGGAGGGAAGCAGUAUUUGCGAUAUGGCUGCAGAAGAAAAGUUGACAGCAAGAUGGUUCAUAAAAGCUUCUGUAACAAGUCCAACAUGAAGCCCAGAGGAGAUAUUAGGAACUGCAACCAAAAGCCCUGUCCUCCACCCAUCUGGGUGACAGGAGAGUGGCAGAACUGCAGCAAAUCCUGUGGUAAGACUGGGAUGCAAGUACGCUCCGUCACCUGUGUUCAGCCUUCGGAGGACAACACAACACGCCUCAUUCACAAUAAGCACUGCAGCGAUGACCGUCCAGAGUCCCGCAGGUCCUGCAACAGACAUCCCUGCCCUACGCAGUGGAGAGUUGGCCCCUGGUCACAAUGUUCAGUGACAUGUGGAAAUGGGACGCAGCAGAGGCAGGCACUGUGCCACACCAGAGACAACACCAUUGGACUCUGUCUAGACAGCAAACCUGAUACCAUAAGAGUUUGUCGCCUGGAACCAUGUCGCAAGGGCUCAUCAGACCUUAACAAGAAUGGCAACAUUCUGAUCCAGUGGCUUUCCCGGCCCAACCCAAACUACCCCAGGAUCUCAUCACGCCUGCCAUGUAAGGGAGACCGCUCGCUGUUCUGUCUUAUGGAGGCUCUUCAGCGCCGCUGUUUCCUACCGGAUUACUGGCGCUUAUGCUGCAAGACGUGCAGCAGCAUCAACAUCACCAAACCUGGACCUAACCCCGCUGCUACAUCUACCCUUAGUAGCACUGCCCCCAGUAAUACUGUCACCCCUACUCCAUCUAUAAAUCUCCUGAGCUUAAUCCUAACCACCUCUCAACUCACUAAAGGAAUACUUACCACUCAAUUGGCUACAACUAGCUCUCCUUUCCUCCAGACCAAAUCUGCUUCUGCUGCUACCCCACCCCUCCAGGACACCACAACCCAAACCUUUCAUCCCACAUCUUCUCUGAGAGCCACAAAAAUAAUUCCUUCUCAUCUUCCAGCUACAACCAGUUUGCCUUUCAUCUCCACCUCUUCUAGCACUUUUUCAACUUCUGCAACCCCAAAUUUUCCAGCUUCUACAUCUGAAACCAUCCAUUCCUCUACACCAACUGCAACAAAAGUAAUUCCAACUCCUCCACCAGCUGAAACAGGCGUUUUUCUCCUCCCCACCACUGUGCCUACUAUCAACACUGUGUUUUAUACAAAUCAUCCCAAUGCUGACAUCACAGAUCUGAUGCUACAGAGUUCCUCAGCUACGUCAGCAGCUGGAACAAGUGCCGAAUUCCUUACACCAAAGCCCACUCCCGUAACAAGUCUCAAGGAGAGUAGUACCGUUAUAGUAAACACACUUAAAAGCAAUCCUAAAAAGAACAUUCAGCCACAAAACAAAAAAACUCUGGUUCCUUCAAAGGAAAGUGUAAAAAAGGAAAUAACACAAAGAAAUACUACAGAAAAAUAUGUUUCACCAAAGAAAAAUCUUCAAAAGAAGACCCCUCCAAAGGAUAUAUCUCAAAAAAAGACAAUUCCAGUGAAGAAAACGGCAAAAAACACCAAACCACCAAGCAGUGAUCCCAAAAAAACAAUUCUGCCAAACCCACCUAUGAAAAAGACCACUCUAGCAAAUAACACCAGACCACCAAACCCUCAUGCAAAGAAGAAAACUCCCCUAAAUAAUACUCCAAAGAAAACUAUUCAAUCAAAGACUAAUGGGGAAAAAAUUUGUCCACCAAUCACAAACCCUACAGUCAAAAAGACAACUUUAGCGAAAACUGUGCUAAGAACAAAUACUUCAUCAAAGUAUAAAGUAAAAAAAACAAAUCCACCAAACAUUAGUCCCAAAAAUGAAUCUACACUGAAUAAUUCUCCAAUAAAGAACGUUCCAGGCAUUAACCCUCCCCACAAGAAAACUAAUGGGGAAAAAAUUAGUCCACCGAACACAAACCCUACAGUCAAAAAGACAACUUUAGCGAAAACUGUGCUAAGAACAAAUACUUCAUCAAAGUAUAAAGUAAAAAAAACAAAUCCACCAAACAUUAGUCCCAAAAAUGAAUCUACACUGAAUAAUUCUCCAAUAAAGAACAUUCCAGGCAUUAACCCUCCCCACAAGAAAACUCCAAACAUCUCUUCUAUAAAAAAGCCUCCAUUAAAAACCAUGCCAGAAAAGAAAACUAAACCGUUACCUAAAAAGCAGGUUGAUUUAAAGACCAAUCCUAAAAAAACUCCAGAGUCAAAGAAAAUUGUCACAAAGCAAUCUCAAACAAAGACGAACAUUAAAAACAGCCAAAAACAAGUAUCAAAAGAUGCCAUAAAGUCAAACAUAAAUGUCAAACAGAGUAAAGUUAAGGAGAUAAAGAUCAAUCCAAAACACAAAACCUCACCGGGCACACCGCCCACCCCAGAUGAGGUUUUUACCUCCGCUAUUUCUCACAACCGCAUAGUAGAAGGGACAGUGUUGAACUUUCCUUCCUCUAAGUCAAAGAUUAGCCCAACGGACAUUAAUAGGGACAUUUUGUUCACGGACGAUGCCCCAUCCAUUCACCUCGUUAGCACAGACGCAACGACACCUGGCCCUUUUGAUGAUUUCCUAAAAUCCUCUUAUGACGUUAGCCCUGAGGCUGUCACAGCGACUAUGCCAUAUAGCGAGAUCACAGUGACAUUUCCAAGUGGCAAUACCAUUAAAGAGUCCUACAGCAAUUUGGGAGUGCAGGAAGACGGUGACUCCAUGGAUAUCGCAACUAUAAACGGAGAGGACACAACAGAGCUAGCCCCAUCCCCUGGGAUGGACCUGUCUGAACUCAUUCCUGUAGUUGAAUCCAUUCCAGCGACAACUUCAGACCUUCCUGGUACCCCUGUUCCCACCUUGGUCCUUCACACAAAUGAAGAACAAACAACAGUAACCUAUGAAAUGAUCCCCACUUCGAAGCAUCAGCAAAUAGCUGAGGAGAACAAUGAGAGAAACUCAAUCGAUGUGUUUGAUAACAGUGUUGUUAGUGUGACCGGUGACAUCUCUCAAAACAAUCUGAUCCCAAAGCACCGGGUCAGUCUCAGAGAAAGAACCAGGAACAAACGGAUACAAGAACUUCUGGAGGAGAAGCGAAAUUUUCUCCUCAGGAUGAAAAGGGGUCCUGCCUAAUAACUGAACAGCCAUUCCCAAAUCUCUUAUAGAGAUAAACUCUUCUUGACUGCAACAAUGUUUUAUAUCAGGCCAGCUAAAGAAAAUAUCUCCUAGAGUCAAGCAAAAUGCAUCUUUAUUUAAAGGUAUAGUGGAGGAUUUUCGAGAAUAUUUGAAAAGACCACUCUCCCCUUUAAAAAAAAAGGGACAUGCACAACCCUGUACCCUCUCCCGUUUGGGAAUGUCUAUUAAACGCGUGCCCAUUUUUACUCGUGCAUGCUAAAAGUUGCUGUUUGCAUCCCUUAUACAGGCUUACUUUCGAAAACAAGAUUUGCAAUUUUUCCACUAUGUGAGACUCACCACCGGAAAGAUAGCUACCUGGGGACGAGCACAUGGGAGGGCCUUAUGUAAACAUAUCACCAGAAUGAUUGACAAUUAGGAGGACCACUUAUUUUGAUGAUCCAAAUGGAACCUCCAUCCUACGUUAUACCUUUACUUUUUUCUCAUUGAAUAUCAUGCUAAAUAUUGCCGAUUUGGUGCAUUUUAGCAUGCCUUUAAACAGGGUUAAAGUUGCACAGGGCCUUUGAAAAGCCAAGUUACUUUUUAUUCUCUUCACAUCAAAAUAUGUUAUCUAAGAAUUCAGUCUCCCUGUAGAUAUGAUGUAAAUAUUGUUUUAUAAGUACCCAUAAAACAGAGUUUAGCACCUUUAUUUUCGAGAUUAUAUUUAAUGUUACUGCUAAUGAUUCAACCAGCCCUUUAGAUUUAAGUGUCUUCUUGUGAGAUUAAAUAUUUGUUGCCCUGGAAAUAUUAGAUAUUUUCAAAGUUCCUAGAGUAAUAAAUGCAAUUUUAAUUUUCACGCUUGUUAGAAUGGUGCCAUUUCCAAAGCAGAUGUUUUCUGUAAGGAUUCUAAACUCUCAGGAAUCUAAAGUGUGAAAGAUUAAUUAAAGGUAGUUGCAAAUGUUUGGUGCUUAAACUUCCCACCGAGCAAAGUGGAAUUCACAGUCAUGAGGGAAAUAAUCAUUUAAUGACUCUUUUUUUCUUCCUUAAGUCAGUAAUGGUGCUUUGUUCAUCAAUGUUGCUAAAAGUUAAAACAUUUCUCAUGCAUUUAUUCAUUCAAGAAAAGAAAAGAAAGAAAAAAAAAUUCAUCAUAUCUUCGCCAAACCUCUGAAGGCCAGUCUGUUUCUUUCGCUCUUAAAAGUUGUAUUAUUUGUACAUGUUUAAUUUAAUGCAUCAGAAAAAUCACCUAUCUUUCUGUACUAUAUAUGUACAUAAGAAAAGAAGUUAAUGUAAAAUAUUUAUUAAAGUUUAAAUACCUUUGA
Cyprinodon tularosa is the source of this 6343-nucleotide messenger RNA. RefSeq names its product A disintegrin and metalloproteinase with thrombospondin motifs 2-like. The coding region runs from base 30 to 5045 and encodes 1671 amino acids. The record is from RefSeq and is a predicted model, not a curated record. Gene Ontology annotation, cellular component: extracellular matrix. Lineage: Eukaryota; Metazoa; Chordata; Actinopteri; Cyprinodontiformes; Cyprinodontidae. Gene Ontology annotation, molecular function: metalloendopeptidase activity. The transcript is spliced from 20 exons. Gene Ontology annotation, biological process: proteolysis; extracellular matrix organization.